Molecule: messenger RNA, 1479 nt
Organism: Hyalella azteca
Lineage: Eukaryota; Metazoa; Arthropoda; Malacostraca; Amphipoda; Hyalellidae
Product: glutamate receptor ionotropic, NMDA 2B
Exons: 9
Coding region: 1-1287 (428 amino acids)
Biological process (GO): synaptic transmission, glutamatergic; modulation of chemical synaptic transmission; monoatomic ion transport
Cellular component (GO): postsynaptic membrane; plasma membrane
Molecular function (GO): transmitter-gated monoatomic ion channel activity involved in regulation of postsynaptic membrane potential; NMDA glutamate receptor activity
Source: RefSeq, a predicted model, not a curated record
AUGCAGCCACCACGGGACCAUCCGUUCUCAUUGUUCCGGACACUGUGGCUCGUCUGGGCCAUACUCUUCCAGGCCGCCGUCAACGUCGACUGUCCCAAGGGCUUCACCGCGCGGUUUAUGGGCAAUGUCUGGGCGAUGUUCGCUCUCAUUUUUCUCGCCAUUUACACAGCCAACUUGGCGGCCUUUAUGAUCACCAGGGAAGAGUUCCACGAUAUGUCUGGCCUCGACGACAAAAGGCUUCAGAACCCAACCUCAGUGAAGCCCCGCUUCAAGUUUGGCACGAUGCUUCACGGUCACACCGACGUCGUGCUUAAGAACGCCUUCCCUGCGAUGCACGCCUACAUGCGGCAGUUCAAUCAGACCAACGCCGUCGAGGGUGUGAAGGCUGUCAAAAAAGGGCAACUGGACGCGUUCAUCUACGACGCGACUGUGCUUGAGUACCUCACCGGCCAGGACGAUGAGUGCAAGCUGCUCACGGUAGGGUCAUGGUACGCGUUGACGGGGUACGGUGUGGCCUUCCCCAGGAACUCCAAGUACCUCAAGAUCUUCAAUAAUCAAAUACUCAAGUACAGGGAGAGCGGUGAACUUGAGCGUCUGUCACACUUCUGGUUCACGGGCGCUUGUAAGCCCGACCAGCAGAGGAACUCGUCUAGUGAACCGUUGGCGUUGGAACAGUUCAUGUCAACGUUUGUGAUGCUCGGUUUCGGUGUAGCGUUGGGCGGCAUCUUGCUGUGCAUGGAGCACAUGUACUUCAAGCACAUGAGGAAACAUCUCGUCAAGAAGCACAUGACAGGAGGAUGUUGCAACCUUAUUAGCAUGAGCAUGGGCAAGUCCAUUACGAUGCUGGAGGUGGUGCGGGAAGCGCAGGAGCAGUACAACGGACGUCACUGUGAUGACCCGCUCUGUGACACCGACCUCUGGCGGGUGAAACAUGAGCUAGACAUGGCCAGACUUAGGAUCGUCGACCUAGAGACCCAGAUGGUCUGCCACGGCAUUAAACACCGUCACCGACAGUGUGAGUUGCAGCGCCAAGACUCCAUAGAAGAGCCAGAAAUGGUGCACGUGUGUCACAACUAUACCGACGACGCCUACUUGAGAAAGAAGCAGGUCGUUUCUAUGCUUUCCAGAGGACAUAGCGACUUUUUCGAGGACGAUUGCGGCGAGCCCUUGUUAAGAACUCGAGACAUGACGCAGGACUUCGUCAGAUCUAAUGAGCCUAUUAGAGGACCUCUGCUAUCCAUGAGACAUCGAGUGCGGGAGGUUGCAGAGCUCGAGACAGUUUUGUGAAGUUGGCUGGAUAAUUUGAUCCGUUGCCCUGGCACGCGCCAGAUCUGAUGUGUUUGAUGUUCUUGCCAUCCAGAAGUUGUUCUGAUGUACUAUGGUCUUACCUAUUGUUUCAUCUCUUUAAUUGUAUAGGGGAGUAGAAGAGUUAAGUGUCGUCCUGUGUGUGUAGGAGGAUAAGUAUUACCAUGCCUUCUG